Molecule: messenger RNA, 2101 nt
Organism: Ziziphus jujuba (common jujube)
Lineage: Eukaryota; Viridiplantae; Streptophyta; Magnoliopsida; Rosales; Rhamnaceae
Product: probable pectate lyase P59
Exons: 3
Coding region: 269-1579 (436 amino acids)
Molecular function (GO): pectate lyase activity
Source: RefSeq, a predicted model, not a curated record
UGUUGGGUGCUUAGAGACAUAGCCUUAGGUUCAAUACGUCCACGGUCCGGCAAGGUCGAUUUGGUCCCGCGCGCGGUGCAAGCUAAAGCUGUUCGCUUGGGGGUUCGAAACUAGACCUUGACCAGUUUUAUUACUAGGUGCAAAUUAAAAACAAACACAUACAAUUUUAACAACCCCACUGAGAGAAAAAGACCAAAAACCAACCAAACGAAUUUACACAAUCCUUAGCUAGAGAGUAUACAAAUUUUUUUUUAUUUUUUUCAAAAAAAUGGUUUCUACUAAGCUAAGCUUGGUCUUUUUCAUUUCUUUUGCCUUGGUAAUUCCAAGCCUGCUAGCCGAUUUUGGGGUUUUCGACGAGGUUUUAAAGCAAAGAGCUGAUGAAGCCAAGCAGGCUGCCCUUGAAGCUUAUACUCCUAACCCUGAAGAAAUCACCGACAUCUUCAACGCCCAAGUUACCAAGGUUAUAGAAGGAACCAACAGCACAAGGAGGAACCUAAAGAAAUACAAAGGGCCAUGCAUGGCAACAAAUCCCAUAGACAGGUGCUGGAGGUGUAGAAAGAACUGGGCAAAUGACAGGAAGAGGUUGGCCAAAUGUGCACAGGGAUUUGGUCGGAAGACUACCGGAGGAUUGGCCGGGAGAAUCUACGUCGUCAAGGAUGCUUCCGACGACAACUUGCAGAACCCGAAACCGGGAACUUUGAGACACGCCGUGACUCGCAACGAGCCAUUGUGGAUCAUUUUUGAACGUAGCAUGGUUAUCAAUUUGAAAGCCGAGCUGUUGAUGACCAGUCAUAAGACAAUCGAUGGACGUGGAGCCAAUGUCCACAUCACCUAUGGUGCUGGCAUUACCAUGCAAUUCGUUAAGAAUAUUAUCAUCCACAACCUUCACAUCCACGACGUCGUUGAAAAGGAAGGUGGGAUGAUUAUGGACUCUGCUAAUCAUGUUGGAAUCCGGACCAAAUCUGAUGGUGAUGGGAUUUCCAUCUUUGGAUCCAGCAACAUUUGGUUAGAUCACCUUUCAAUGUCCCAUUGCCAGGACGGCCUCAUUGACGCCAUUCAAGGAUCUACCGGCAUCACCAUUUCCAACUCUCACUUUACCCAUCACAACGAUGUGAUGCUUUUCGGUGCAAGCGACAGCUACAGUGGGGAUUCAAUUAUGCAAGUGACAGUGGCAUUCAACCAUUUUGGAAAGGGACUGGUGCAGAGAAUGCCAAGGUGCAGAUAUGGAUUCGUCCACGUUGUCAACAACGACUACACCCACUGGCUUAUGUACGCCAUUGGUGGUAGCUCACACCCAACUAUCAUCAGCCAAGGAAACCGCUUCAUUGCUCCGGUAAACCCUGCCACAAAGCAGAUAACCAAGAGAGACUACGCUACCGAGGCUGAGUGGAAGAAAUGGACAUGGAGGUCAGAGGGAGAUUUGAUGAUGAACGGUGCUUACUUUGUUCAAUCUGGAAGCCCCAAAGGAAACAGACCAACCAGCAGGUAUGAUAUGAUCAAGGCCAAGCCCGGCACAUUCGUCAAAAGACUAACACGCUUUGCUGGUACUCUUGAAUGUAGGCCUGGUAAACCAUGCUAGUUAUAAAGAAUUUUUUUUUUUAACAUAUUAUUUCUCUCGAUCUGUGCUGGUUUUUGAAGAUCAGAACUGCUACUAAACUAGAAAGAUUUGUCAUUGAAGAUAUAAUGAAAAAAGUGAAAUUAAAUCAUAUCAUGGAGAUGAUGAAUCAUUUAGUAGAAGAACCAGGUUUUUUUUUUUUUUUUUUUUUCCUUUUUUUUUUUUUUUUUUUUUUUUGGUUGAUGAUCUACGUGGGGGCAGAGAGAGGGUUGAAAUUAUUGGACGUGUUGAGGUGUUAUCGAGGUCUGAGGAAGAGGUUUUUUCGUCUGUGUUUGUUUGGCAAAAUUGUUUUUCGUUUGGAGAGAGAGAGAGAGAGGCAGAGGAAGACUACUUUUUACAUACGGAUACAUAUUUUUAUUCAAUUUCAAAUCACUUCAUAUCAUGUAUAUUUUUUCUUCUUCCUUUUUUGGUUUUCCACUUGUCUCGAUCGAUUGCACAUUUGUGUUUUUCAAUAUUUUUCCAUUUCCUGCUUCGCAGCUGUUUCUU